AUGAAUUACGUCGAAUACGGAAUCAGCCGCAUCUUCGCUAAUGCCAAGGGGCGUGAUGCACGGCUCUUCACCAAAGGGCCGGCUUUUGCUCAAAUACCCCAGCCAGAUAUCUCAAUCGAAUGCACCGAAGUCGGUCCGACUGGAUCACACAUGCCCUCUCAUCUGACGGCCGAUGGUGCAGGCCACUUUCCAACUCUGAGCUGGCCGAUGGCGACUCCCGAAGCCAAAGAGUAUCUGAUGAUCAGCGAGGACCCCGAUGCGCCACUGCCAUCACCAAUCAUUCACGGCGUGUACUAUGGUAUCUCGCGUGAUACCACGGGAGUUACCAACCUUGACUUUGAACCGACCGGCAAGGAGAAUGAGUUGAAGGGUGGUUUCAGAUAUGGCAAAAAUCGCCGGGGAAAUAUUUAUACUCCCCCGCGACCAUUGCUGGGCCACGGUCCGCAUCGGUACUUUUACACCCUGAUUGCGCUGAAUGAGAGCCUGGAUUUGUCUCGAAUGAGUGCUUUGCCUACUGCCGAGGAGGUGGCGAAGGAGAUUGAGGGGAAAGUAGUCCAGUGGGGGCAAUGGGUCGGGGUGUAUGAGAGAAAAUGGGAAUAG
Molecule: messenger RNA, 600 nt
Organism: Penicillium oxalicum
Lineage: Eukaryota; Fungi; Ascomycota; Eurotiomycetes; Eurotiales; Aspergillaceae
Product: YbhB/YbcL family Raf kinase inhibitor-like protein
Exons: 1
Coding region: 1-600 (199 amino acids)
Source: RefSeq, a predicted model, not a curated record